UUACAUCAGGGUCCCCAUCUAAAUCCCCCUUACAACAGGGCCCCUGUCAGAGUCCCCCCUUACAUCAAAGUCCUUAUCAGAGUCUCCCCUUACAUCAGGGUCUCCAUCAGAGUCCUCCUUACAUUUGGGUCCCUAUCAGAGUCUCCCCUUACAUAUGAGUCCCCAUCAGAGUCUCCCCUUACAUCUGGGUCUCCAUCAGUGUCCCAUCAGAGUUGUCCUUACAUCAGGGUCCCCAUCAGCGUCCAUUUUACAUCUGGGACCCCAUCAGAGUCCCUCUUACAUCCGGGUCUCUAUCAGAGUUCUCCUUACAUCCGGGUCCCCAUAAGAGUCCUCCUUACAUCCGGGUCCCCAUCAGAGUCCCCCUUACAUCAGGGUCCCCAUCAGAGUCCCCCCUUAUAUCAG
Staurois parvus is the source of this 402-nucleotide messenger RNA. The record is from the annotation of a GenBank genome assembly. NCBI's taxonomy places the organism in Eukaryota, Metazoa, Chordata, Amphibia, Anura, Ranidae.